AGUUAAUAAAACCCACCAUCCACUUCUUCUAUCCCCUUUCGGUCACGCGUGCUGCCAAAAAUCGUGUCGACUCGAUCGCCGAUACCUUUUCCUCAGUACCGAAACUCCGGCGCCGGAUCGCGAUCUGCCACCAGCCAGCGAGGGUGGAGGGACGGCGGAGCCUCCGGUCGGCUUCGGCGGCGAGGAUCUGUUCCUUUUUUUUCCGGCGGCCGGAUGCCGGAGCCUCAGCGAGCGUGACGGCCUCGGCCGUACUCUCUCCUCUGAAUUUUGUUUUCUUGAGUAGCCGAGAUGAGAUGAACGACGAAUAGGGAGGGAGGAAUCUCGUCGUCUUUGGUUUCGUAGGCGGUUGGGGGGGUAGAAGGGAAAGUAACUGGGAGGGGAUAGCUAAUAGAUGAAAGGAUUGAGGCAUUCGCGUUCGUCCUCGUCGCUUCCCUUGGCGUCGUCCUGGAUCCAUCUGCGGUCACUUCUCAUCGUUGCUUCUGCCACUGUCCCCGAUCGAGGUAGCUUGAGAUCACCAUGGUCUAGGAGGAAAAGAAAACAUGCACUUUCACAUCGACGAUGGCACAUGCUAUUUUCAUCAGAAGGGAAGUUUCAUGAUGGAGGAAUCAAAUUUAUUGAAAAAGUUAGGAGUGGGGGAGUUGACCCAAUUAUCAGGGCCGAAGUAUGGCCUUUUCUACUUGGAGUUUACGAUCUCAACAGCUCACACACUGAACGAAAUGUCACCAGAGUCCAGAUAAGGAAAAAGUAUGAAACUUUAAGGAGAAAAUGCCACCAACUUCUGAGUCACUGCCACAAGGGAAAUAGGUUAGACACCAUAAAUGAAGUCAGCAAUUCAGCAAGCUCUUGUUUUGAUGAGCACUGCGAGUUUCAUGAUUCUCAAGAUGAUCCAAGUGCGACCCGCAAUAUUGCAGAAGGAAACUUAUACAACUUUAAAGUAGAUCAAUCAGUUCACAACGGAAGUGAUUUAUUCAGCUUGUGUAACUUAGAGGAAAUAGAAGACGAGGCUGAGAUCGUUCAGUUUGAUAACUAUCCUUGGGGCACAGAAUCUUCUACAUCGGAUGAAGAUGAAGAUGAAACUGAAAGCUUGCUUGGAUCAUCAAUCUCAGAAAUGUUUGUGCAACAUGAUCCCAAGUUAACUAGAAUCCCUUCAUUCCGUGGGGAUUUUACUCAAUAUAAUCGAACAUCUGAAGACUUCGCAACGUGGCAGCGCAUAAUCCGUUUAGAUGCAAUUCGAGCCAACUCAGAUUGGGUGGUUUAUUCUCUGAAUCUCACUUCUGUGACUAAAGAGAAGGCACUCCAAUCUGCAGCAUCGGUCGGUCUUAAAAGUUAUGAGCACUUGGACCCAUGCAUGAUUUACCAUGCUGCUCGCAUGGUUGCAGUUCUCGAAGCGUACGCAGUUUAUGAUCCAGAGAUUGGCUACUGCCAAGGCAUGAGCGACCUCCUCUCGCCAAUCCUCACCAUAAUGGAUGAAGAUCACGAAGCUUUCUGGUGCUUUGUGGGUUUCAUGAGGAAGGCCCGGCACAAUUUCAGGCUUGAUGAGGUUGGGAUCCAGAAACAGCUGAGCACGAUCUCAAAGAUCAUCAAGUGCAAGGACUUGCACCUGUACAAACACUUGGAGAAACUGCAGGCGCAAGAUUGCUUCUUCGCGUACAGAAUGGUGCUCGUGCUGUUCCGGAGGGAGCUGACAUUCGAGCAGACAAUGAGUCUGUGGGAGGUAAUGUGGGCAGACCAGACAGCGAUUCGGUCAGGGAUCAGGAAGUCUGCACGGGGGAGGAUCAAGCUGCGGGCUCCCCCGACUGACGACUUGCUGCUCUACACAGUUGCAGCCUGUGUUCUGCAGCGCCGGAAACUGAUCGUCGAGAGGUACAACAGCAUGGAUGAGAUACUGAGGGAGUGCAACAACAUGGCAGGGACUCUAGAUGUUUGGAGGCUGUUGGAUGACGCCCAUGAUCUGGUCACGAGUCUGCACCAAAAGAUUUGAUCUCUUGGUUCUUGCUUUCACUGCCAUUGAUUUGCUGCUCCUGUUCUUGUUAUUCCUCUGUUGCAACAAUGACACAAUCAAACAAAGCGUUUGAUUUCACAUAAACGAACUAAUUUAACUAUGAAUUUACUUGUGGAAA
Messenger RNA from Zingiber officinale, 2120 nucleotides. Its product is annotated as rab GTPase-activating protein 22-like. The record is from RefSeq and is a predicted model, not a curated record. Lineage: Eukaryota; Viridiplantae; Streptophyta; Magnoliopsida; Zingiberales; Zingiberaceae. The transcript has 5 exons. Gene Ontology annotation, biological process: activation of GTPase activity. Gene Ontology annotation, molecular function: GTPase activator activity. The coding region runs from base 392 to 1981 and encodes 529 amino acids.